GCUGCCUGCCUCUGCCUCGUCGCCCGGCGGGCUCCCUCCACCAGCAUCUACCUGGAGGCCAAGGGGACCAGUGUGUGCCAGGCGGCCGCCAUGGGUGGUGCCAUGGUCCUGCUGUAUGCCAGCCGGGCCUGCUACAACCUGGCCGCCCUGGCCUUGGCCCCCCAGAGCCGGCUGGACACCUUCGAUUACGACUGGUACAACGUAUCCGACCAGGCAGACCUGGUCAACGACCUGGGGAACAAAGGCUACCUGGUGUUCGGUCUCAUCCUCUUCGUGUGGGAGCUGCUGCCCACCACCCUGCUGGUGGGCUUCUUCCGGGUGCACCGGCCCCCACAGGACCUGAGCCCCAGCCGCAUCCUGAGCGGGCAGGUGUUUGGCUCCCGAUCCUACUUCUUCGACCGGGCCGGGCACUGUGAGGACGAGGGCUGCUCCUGGGAGCACAGCCGGGGCGAGAGCACCAGCAUGUCGGGCAGGUGUGGGGUCUGCCCAGAUGGACCAUGA
This is a messenger RNA of Carlito syrichta (Philippine tarsier), 501 nucleotides long. RefSeq names its product integral membrane protein GPR137. Gene Ontology annotation, cellular component: lysosomal membrane. The annotation marks the transcript as partial. The record is from RefSeq and is a predicted model, not a curated record. The transcript is spliced from 6 exons. Lineage: Eukaryota; Metazoa; Chordata; Mammalia; Primates; Tarsiidae. Gene Ontology annotation, biological process: negative regulation of osteoclast differentiation; regulation of autophagy; negative regulation of bone resorption.